AUGCCGAACGACAUGGACAUCCCUCAGAGCACAUCCGCUCUCGCUCAGAGUUUGAAUGCGGUCAAGUUGUCAGAUAGCCCGCUGGAGUCGCGCGUCCUACCACGGGAGUUCUACGACCAAUUUCUGUCGAAGUCAUCCAAGGGUCGCAUUGAGGAUCCUAUUCGCGCACUCCUCCCGCUCGAGGACCGCCCGGGCUUGAUCUCGCUGCUCGCAGGCAAGCCCAAUGUCGAUACCUUCCCGAUCACCUCUAUGCAGUUCAACCUGCGCGACCCCGCAUCGAGUGCGGAGAGCACCAUUGUGCUCACCGAGGCCGAGCUCGCAAGGGGCCUGCAGUACAGCGGCAGCGCCGGCAUCCCGGAUCUCCUAGACUGGCUCGUCGGGCUGCAAGAGUACAACCACGGCCGCAAGCGUGGCGAGGGCUGGGGCCUGUGCUUUGGUACCGGCUCGUCAGAUUUGAUUUACAAGGCGGUCAACGCGCUCCUGGAUCCCGGAGAUGUCGCGCUCAUUGAGGCACCCAUCUACGCAGGCGUAUUUCCGGUCUUCCACGGCACAGGAUGUGAGAUGAUAGAGGUCCGCACCGAUGAGCACGGAACGGACGCGCAGGGCCUGCGUGAGAUGCUUGAGAGCUGGCCGGCGGGGAAGCCCAAGCCCAAGGUUCUGUACACUGUACCGUACGGCUGCAACCCUACGGGCAUGACAUCCACACUCGAGCGGAGGCUGCAAGUACUCGAGCUCGCGCGCGAGCACAACUUCCUCAUCCUCGAAGACGACCCUUACUACUACCUGUACUUCGGGAGCGCACCGCGCCCUCCCUCAUACUUCACGCUCGAGCAGGACCAGCCCGAGGUCGGCCGCGUCGUGCGCUUCGACAGCCUCUCCAAGGUGCUCUCCUCGGGGAUGCGCAUCGGCUUCAUCUCCGCGCCGCAGUGCAUCAUCGACGCCGUCAUCCUCCACACGAUGACGUCGAACCUGCAGCCGCCGACGCUGACGCAGGUGAUCGCGCUGCGCCUGCUGCGCGAGUGGGGGUACGACGGCCUGCGCGCGCACGUCGAGCGCGUCGCGCAGUUCUACCACGCGAAGCGCGACGUGUUCGAGGGCCUCAUGCGGAAGCACCUCGACGGGCUCGCGGAGUGGGCCACGCCCGAGGCGGGCAUGUUCUUCUGGUUCAAGCUGAACCUGGGCGACGCGGCGGAGGGCGACUCGGAGGCGGUCAUCCGCACGAAGGCGCUCGAGAAGGGCGUGCUGGCGCUGCCCGGCACGGUGUUCCACCCCGGCGGUAGGAAGACGGCGUACGUGCGGGCGUCAUUCAGUCUGCUGCCCGAGGACCAGGUUGAGGAGGCGCUCCGGCGGCUCAGGGAGGUAAUCCUCGAGGCCCGCAAGGAGGCAGGUGUCUCGGAGUGAGUUGACGAGGGGUCGUCACCAAGUCACUGCGGUUCGAACGGACACCAAAAACAACCGGUGUACUUGUGGUUGCAAACGGGCGGAAGGCGGACAACGCCUACCUUAGAC
This is a messenger RNA of Trametes versicolor FP-101664 SS1, 1509 nucleotides long. RefSeq names its product PLP-dependent transferase. The transcript is spliced from 9 exons. NCBI's taxonomy places the organism in Eukaryota, Fungi, Basidiomycota, Agaricomycetes, Polyporales, Polyporaceae. Gene Ontology annotation, biological process: biosynthetic process. The coding region runs from base 1 to 1401 and encodes 466 amino acids. Gene Ontology annotation, molecular function: pyridoxal phosphate binding; transaminase activity. The record is from RefSeq and is a predicted model, not a curated record.